Xylona heveae TC161 is the source of this 1756-nucleotide messenger RNA. RefSeq lists its product as hypothetical. The transcript has a single exon. The record is from RefSeq and is a predicted model, not a curated record. Bases 1 to 1665 code for a protein of 554 amino acids. NCBI's taxonomy places the organism in Eukaryota, Fungi, Ascomycota, Xylonomycetes, Xylonales, Xylonaceae.
AUGUGUCAAGGAACGAUCUACCAAUUCUCAAAAUGUCGCCAUGUGCGAGACAUUGUUGUGACUCAGCAAUGUCCCAAGCAAAGCGGCACCAAGACGUUUUGUGUCUUCAGCACUCCAUCCUUUACUGUGACCAAAAUCCUUACGCCAAGUCUCUGCGAGGAAUGUUUCCGCGCCGAGGAAGAUGCGAUACGCACAAAUUACUACGCAAAAAUUGGUUUUCUGUACAAGAUGAUUGCUUCCCUGCGCAGUCGUUCCCUCGGCCGUUCUCUACUAGGGUUCGCAAUUGCAAACGCCGAACAAAAGAUUGAAAAGUAUGAACUGCUCACUAUGAACUCGCUCGCUCUUUUUCGCGUCUUUCAGGGUGGCAAAUAUAUUGGCAAUGGUAUCUUCAUUUCGACCGAAUCGAACGCGCCAGACACGAAGAAAAUAUCUGAUCAAAGCGUGCACUUGCUAGGAGACAGCGCUGUGGUGGCUUCUCUGGAGGUUCCAUUGCCUCAGAAGUCCUCCUUGAAUUCGCAUGCGGAGAAAUCAGUGGUUAAGGUGUCCCAGGACAUAAAAAGUGAGAAACUCGCUCCAAACAUCUCGUUUCAUGCUUCUCCAUUGCGCUCCCAUCCUGUUAUGCCCGCUGAUUUAAACAUUGGAAGGCCUGUUCAACCCUUUCUAGAUUCACUUGUCGAUGAUGGGGCAAGACGAUCUGCGGCAAGAAGAGCUAACUCGCCUAGAAGAGAGGUGCUCAAGAACAACUUGCGGAGAACGUUAGACAAGUACGCUGAAGAGACGGGAGAGCUUGCUGAUAAAGGGGUGCCCGCAUCGGCUCCAGAAUCUUCUCAACCACCAACUUCCUGCUCGUCUAGUUCUUCCUCGCUGCUUGAUUCUUCUUCCUCUACUUCCACUCCAGUUCCCUCUGCCGCAUCCGACUCACUUACCGAAACCGAGACGAUUCCUCCCUCAGUCAUCCUCGCUCUCGAAAGACAAAGGUUUCAACUUCGGAUCCGGAAAUUUCUUAGACACGAGUACUGGUCGGCGGAAUGGGGUCCGAAGCCCAAAAUCAACGAUGAAGUAUUUCGCUAUGGAGUCAUGUACCCGUUGCAUCCCCAAAUCAAUCCCGAUUUCAAACCGACUUCCAGCAUGGGGAGCAAGCCGCAGGAGCAUUCUCUUUCGACUUCACCCACGUCUUCAGUUCCAAAGUCAAAGUUCUGUACGCCUUCUCCGCUAUCAUUGUCACAGACUCAUUCAGCAUAUUCCUUAAACCAGUCAUCAGCGGCACCAUGGCCUUUGAAAGUGGAAGAUCUCGCCAUUUCAACGUUCCCGCAACCAUCAAUGCUUCCACAACCUCCGCCACUCGUCGACCUGUCCUCGACUUACUCGAGAGAUUCGAUGACAAACCCGGUAACCUUGACGUUUUUCCCAGCCUUUCCAUCCCCCUCGCCUCUGGAAGAUCCAAGCCCACUUGCGCAGACUCUUGCCCAAGAGCAAAAGCUGGAAUCGGAUAACGCAGGCUUGGGAUUUUCAGCAUGUUCGUCUACUAGCAAAACUUGCAGGCACAUGCCUGCUGGUUUAUACGACAAGGACUACGUAGACGUGGAUGGGAAAGAAUGUACCACCUUUAUGAUUGAGCGGCCCGCGCAUGUGGAUGCUUAUUAUCAUGAUGAAGAAGAGAAGUAAAAGAAGUAUACUCUGAGACAGGAGUUGGCCUUUGCUUAUGUAUUUUGGCUUAUAGAUUGUAACACAGACAAUUUAAUUGAUCAAUACCUGG